AUGGCCAGUGACGACGAUAUGAGCAAGUUUUUCACCACCAUCACCCCGGGAGCGUUCAGAGCGUUGCAACAGAGCAAGCACGGGGUGAGAGUGGUGCCAUUGGACGCCACCUGGUACCUCCCCAACGUGGCCAAGCUGGCGGUGGAUGAAUUCAAACGCCAGCGCAUUGCCGGCGCCGUCUACUUUGAUUUGGACAAAGUGGCGUCGGAACUGAAAUACCCCCACAUGUUGCCUCUGCUCCAGCAGUUUAAGCUUGCCAUGGACGCGUUGGGGAUCAAUAAGGACGACAAGCUUGUCGUGUACGACCGCCAGGGGACGUUCCUGGGUCCCCGUGCCGCGUGGACGUUGUCGUUGUACGGCCACCCUAAGGUGUAUGUCUUGGACAACUACCUUGCCUACGAACUGCACGGCUACCCCAUUGAUGACUCCAAGGUCGAUAACGUCACCCCAUUGCCUGCCAGUGACUACGAGGUGAUCCCUGAAGAAGAGUUUAAGCAAAACUACGAACAACAGGUGAUUGAAUACGACGAAUUGCUUAAGUUGGUUGAGGACGGCAAGGUGGGUUCCGAGGUGAUCUUGCUCGACGCUCGUCCCCACGCCCGCUUCACUGCCGAGACCCCCGAGCCUCGUCCUGGCGUGAAGCUGGGUCACAUUCCGAGAUCGAAAAACCUCCCUUUCCCCAAGCUUCUUAACGAAGACAAGACAUUUAAGUCGAAGCAAGACUUGGUUAAGGCGUUUGCCGAUAUUGGCAUCGACGCCACCUCGGCGGAAGCCUUCCUUGGCCCUCACAAGGAAGUGAUCGUGCUGUGUGGGUCGGGCACCACUGCCGUCAUCGUCAAGUUCGCCAUUCAAAACGUGCUUGGUCUCGACGUGCCGGUGAGAGUCUACGACGGCCUGUGGCUGGAAUGGGGCGACAAGGCUCCCGAGGAGCUUGUGGUGACGGGGGAAGCUUAA
Diutina rugosa is the source of this 954-nucleotide messenger RNA. Its product is annotated as thiosulfate sulfurtransferase. Lineage: Eukaryota; Fungi; Ascomycota; Pichiomycetes; Serinales; Debaryomycetaceae. Gene Ontology annotation, molecular function: thiosulfate-cyanide sulfurtransferase activity. Gene Ontology annotation, cellular component: mitochondrion. The coding region runs from base 1 to 954 and encodes 317 amino acids. Gene Ontology annotation, biological process: transsulfuration. The record is from RefSeq and is a predicted model, not a curated record. The transcript has a single exon.